AUGAGUUUUUCUUCUAUUGAAAUAUUAACACUGAUUUUAUUUGUGAUCACGUCCGUAGCCUAUGAUUGUCCAUCCUCGUAUCAUGUUCAGACCAAUUCAACAGAUAUAUCCUUCCAAACAUCGCCAACCAUUCAAAUUGUUUUGUCAAAACUUACCUAUAAAUUGACCGUUAUCGAUUUAAUGACACGAAAUGUUUUGCUGCAGAGCAGUCGAGAUAUUUUCGCUGGAAUAUGGGAAGGUACUUAUGAAACUAUCUAUUUCGGAUAUAUGUUUCGUGCUGGAUUCGAAAAAGAACAUCGAAUCAUUGGCAAUUUCGAAUCGUACUCAUGUUCUCCUGCGCCGAAUUCAAUCACAUUUUCGUUUCAGGGCUUUUCUUUGACAUUCGUUGCAGAAGACAACGAACGCAAUGUUCAUCUGCAAGUGACAUACACGGGAUUCAAGGAACAUUUCGAUCCUAAAUCGACACAUUAUGUCUUUCCGUUUUUGACUUUAGCAUUUCGAACACGAGAUAGUCAAGAAGAUUAUUACGGUUUUGGUUCCUAUUGGGGUUUCACGAGAUUCCGUGGAGAGAAAUUCUAUAGUUGGAGUGAAGAUGGGAGUUGGUCAUUUCUAAAUUUCUCCAAACGGAUACCUCAAUCCAAUGCGAGUUACAUUCCAAUGCCACUUUUUAUAUCGAAUCGUCAAUAUUCGGUAUGGGUAAACGAAAGUCGCCGUGUGAAUUUCGAUCUCACUUCUCCGAAUGAAUGGAUCGUUACUACCGAAUGGAAUAGUACGAAUAUUCAAUUCUAUUUUCCCAUUCCAAACACGACUUUACCAACAAAGUCGAUUAUGUCAAAACCGUUUGAGAGAUUUUACAAUCUAUAUCGAGAACAAAGUAGGAAAAUCAAUCCAGCAUUUACCGCAUUGGUACAAGCACGAGGUGAAACGACUCGAAUUCCACCGAUAUUCGCGUUUGGUCCAUGGAAACAAACGUCGAAUGUUUUGAGAAAUGAAACGGAAAUCGACGUUGUACGACGUAUGAUCGAACGAGAUAUUCCAAUAACAGUUCGAAUUGGUUAUUUACAUUUUUUUCUAAAAGGAGAUCAACAAGGUCGUGAAAAUGAAACUCUCGCAGAAAAUCGUAUUUACAACGCGCUUGGCGUCACAUCGUUAUGUUAUUUCAAUCCGUACGUAUCCACAUCUUAUACAAAAUUAUUCAAUGAAGGCUUAGAGAACGGUUAUUUCCUAAAGAAUGAAUCGAAUCUUCCAUAUCUAUUCCCAUAUUUCGGUGAUAUAAUUAGUCGACAUUUUUUCACUGCAAGUAUUGAUUUCAGUAAUCGUAAUGCUUCACUUUGGUAUCAGAAACAAGUUCAAGAAAGUAUCGACUUGGGAUACAAUGGAUUUAUGUUAGAUUUCGGUGAAUAUACUCCGGUGGAUUCCAUAUCAGCUAAUGGGAAAUACGGUCAUGAAAUGCACAAUCGUUUUAUCGAACUUUACCAGGAAGCUGUUUAUGAAAUGACAGUCAAUUCCACGGCAGUUGAACAAUUACUUCAUUUACAUCCUGACGAAUCGAACACAUUGAACCACAAUUAUCAGUCGGAUUUUGUUUUUCAUACGCGCAGUGGUUUUACCAAAAGUGCUCAGAAUACUCAACUACACUGGACUGGUGAUGCUAGCGCUGAUUGGAAUCCGUAUUCAGGACUGCCUGCUCAUGUCCAAGCAUGUCUCGGCGUCGGAAUAAGUGGUGUACCAUAUUGUUCUAGCUCGAUUGGUGGUUAUGUAUGUGAAUUUUAUCCAGAUUUAACACUGGAAUUGUUGACACGUUGGUUACAAGUAGGAACAUUUUCUGGUUUUAUGCACGAUGAAACAGAUGGUUCAGCUUGUACACAAGAACGUGUACAAAUCUUUACCAAUAAUCAAACUGAAUAUGUUUGGAGAAAAUAUGCUAAACUCCGUACUCAACUCUUCCCGUACAUUUUCACCAGUGCACAUGAAGCACAUGCAACGGGUCUUCCAGUUACACGACAUCAUUUAUUGAUGUAUUAUGACGAUGAAAUAGCCAUUCAGCAAGAAUAUCAGUAUACGUUUGGUAAUGAUCUGUUAGUAGCACCGGUAGUUCAUGAAAAUCAAAUUGUACAAGAUGUGUAUUUACCAUCAGGUGAACAAUGGAUUGAUUUAUCAACGAAUCUUGUUUAUGAUAGUAAUGUCGAUGGUCGGUAUCGAAUUGGCAGAUCUGAAAUCGUUCAAGGUGGUCAAUGGAGAAUGAAUAUCAGAGCAGAUCUAUUCACAGUUCCACUAUUUGCUCGAGCAGGUUCGAUCAUUCCUCUCCUUGAUCCAAGUGUAUUCACACUAAAUCAUGGUCAACCGAUUUCUAUCUAUGAUCGUUCAUAUAUUUUACAUCUAUGGAUUUUUCUCAAUGAAUUAAACGAUGCCACCGGACUAGUCUGGGACGGAUUAAAUAUCCAUAUUAGUUCGUGUAAUUUGAACAAGUCUUUGUGUAUCGAUAUCGAUGAUCCUUUGCAAAGAUUGUUGAUUUUACAAUUACCUUUUGACAAAGCGGCACGUUCAAUAACAGCGACUGGUGGGCAGCCAUUUGAACGUGUGAUGAGCUGGCAAACUGUCGUCAAAAUUGCUCCGAAAGAACAAUUAAAAAACUGUUUUACAUACGAUGAACAAAAUCGAGUUAUUUGGAUUGCAAUUAUGCUCUCAAAACAAUCAUCCUUCCAUGGACAAAUUGAUUUUUAA
Molecule: messenger RNA, 2724 nt
Organism: Adineta ricciae
Lineage: Eukaryota; Metazoa; Rotifera; Eurotatoria; Adinetida; Adinetidae
Source: the annotation of a GenBank genome assembly